Xiphias gladius (swordfish) is the source of this 735-nucleotide messenger RNA. It is a transcript of the gene pclaf, whose product is annotated as PCNA clamp associated factor. Gene Ontology annotation, cellular component: nucleus. The transcript has 4 exons. Gene Ontology annotation, biological process: translesion synthesis; regulation of cell cycle. Gene Ontology annotation, molecular function: chromatin binding. NCBI's taxonomy places the organism in Eukaryota, Metazoa, Chordata, Actinopteri, Istiophoriformes, Xiphiidae. The record is from RefSeq and is a predicted model, not a curated record. Bases 116 to 472 code for a protein of 118 amino acids.
CUCUCCCGCCCCAUCCGCUGUGCUUUUUAAACCAAGGCGGGACACUCCGAUCCCUUCACUUUGAUCGGUUUAUUUGGUGCUGGAAGAUCACUUACCUUCAUAGGUCACUGUUAAAAUGGUGAGGACUAAAGCCGACAGUGUUCCCGGAUCGUACAGAAAAGCUGUUGCAGCUUCUGCUCCGCGGAAGUCUCUGGGCUCCAGUUCAGCCAACGCCUCCUGCAGUAACAGCAGCCAGUCCUCCACACCUGCAAAGAACAAAUAUGCUGGCGGUAACCCAGUGUGUCCUCGUCCCACUCCGACCUGGCAGAAGGGCAUCGGGGACUUCUUUGGCGGUCCCCCGAGGAAGCCCGAGAAGGAGAACCAGAGACCCCAGGAGGCUGACGAUGAAGAGGAGGCCGGAGGUAGCGGGAUGUCAAAGGCCAGCAGGAAGUCCAGACCGCUGCCUGCUGAGGAUGAGGAGGGUGAUGACUGAAGAUGAUGAAUGGAUCUGUCUGUGACUGUUCCUUCUAUUUGCUGCCUCCUCUCAUGCUCGGUGGCAUAUUAAUGUACAUCUGUAUAUAAUUUCUGCAGAAUUCAUUUUGUAUAGUUCAUUAAACUUUUUGGUUUUUUUAAAAAAAAAAAAAGAAAAAAAUGUUUUUAACCUGCAGUCGCGUCUGUUGUUUGGCUUUUAAAGUUGUUUGCAGUGUUAAUCACAACUAUUAUAAGAGGAAUAUUCAGAUACACAGGAUGUUGCGA